This is a messenger RNA of Racocetra persica, 135 nucleotides long. Lineage: Eukaryota; Fungi; Glomeromycota; Glomeromycetes; Diversisporales; Gigasporaceae. The record is from the annotation of a GenBank genome assembly.
AUGUCAUGGAACGUCAUACAUUUUCGAGCUAUUUACGAUGAAAUAUCCAGGCACAAAGUUCCUUUCAUUGAUCAAUUAGAACAUGUCAACGCAGAUGAAACAAAAACACCGUUCAUGAUCUUUUCACCAAAAGGA